Molecule: messenger RNA, 474 nt
Organism: Suillus paluster
Lineage: Eukaryota; Fungi; Basidiomycota; Agaricomycetes; Boletales; Suillaceae
Exons: 2
Source: RefSeq, a predicted model, not a curated record
GAUGGGGAUAAAAUCGCAAAGGUUGCAUCAUGGCUUCUUUUGGUGAAUUGCCUUGAUUUGCACAACAUGGAACAUCGUCGAUGUGCACAUAUCAAGACCGCUAACAAAUUUUCGUUCAAUCGAACAUGGACUCAUGAUGAGGUUCAUCAGUACCUGCAAAAUGAAGUGUUUCCAUUGGCAUUUGAAUAUGUCAAUUCAAAAGAAAAGGGGAAAGGAAUUGGCAUACCUUCUUGCCCAUGGGUUUUAAUAAGCAAGGAGAGGAGCCCCUUCAGUGAAUUCACCCGUCUCAGACGGGCAGCCGGGCGUGACAAUGUACCAAUAGAGACGGGCCACCUGGUGCCGGCCCAUGGCAAUAAUUGUACCGUGUUAGACGAGUGGGCCGAGGGGGUGGAGUGUCCAAGGCAAACGGAUGGGCCGGGUGUAUAUAGUAUAGAUGGUAGUAUAGCAAUGUACUAUAUAGGAAAUUAUGAAUAG